UAUUCAGCAUGUGAGCAGGCGGAUCAGCACUGGAAUAAACUUCUCAGUGGCGUUUUAGCCACAGAGCAAGUCGGUCGGAAUGAGCAGAUAAAACACGAUCAGCGCGAAAGUUUCGGUCAAAGAUAAACAGCGAAAACAGGGGACACAAACAAAGGCACAAAAACAAAUGUUUGACUAAUCGUUAUUAGAUAAUUGUACCAUAAUAAUACCAUAAUGGACGCAGUGCAGCAGCAAACAAACAGCAGUGGCAACAUCGACAGUGCCAAAUGCCAGAAACUCAAGAGAUUCGUGAUCGUCGGCCUGCUGAUCACCAUUGGCAUCUUGAGUUGGCACUUCUACGAGUACUUCCACAGCAAGCCGCUGCCCAGAACGCCCGAUGACGUUCUGACCCUCUCCAAGAAUCUCUACGCGGAGGAGACCGAGGUCAGUCCGUACCUCUACAAGGUGAAUCUCCAGGGGAAGACCACGUCCGGUGCCCACGAUGAUAAAGCACCUAGGAAUCUCUUCGAACUGCAUCAGGAUCUUCUGGCCAGGGAUGCCAAUUCCACCACAGCCCUUCUAAUGCGGCUUUUCGACAACUACGAGUUGGAUGUUUCCGUUGCAGAGAAACCAACUCCCGAGCAUUUGCAGGAGCAACACGAUUUCCUCAGGACCGUGAUGAACACUCGGGUGAUGAAGCUCACCAUGAAAUAUCUUGUAAACAAGGAUGUCGUCAGCAUUGAGUACGAUGAUCAGCUGCGUUUACUACAAGAACUUUGGUUCACUCCCUAUUCCCGAGGACGUGGCAUCGUGGGAAGCUCCAGUUUCGAACAUGUUUUCAUGGCUGAGAUUCGCGACCAGAAGGUCCUGGGACUGCACAACUGGCUCUACUUUGCCGAUCAGGAGCAACGCGGCAAUGUGGACUACAAAGGCUGGUUAAGACAUCAGGAAAUGGGAAAGCCCAAUCAAAUGCAUCUUAGCCUACGGCACACCUUCCACAACAUGAACAAGCCGGUGAACUCAUUCUUUGUGGGCACCUCACCCGAACUGGAGAUGAGUCUGUACACCGCCUGCUUUCUGACCACGGCGGAGGAGGAGCCCUGCAACUUGCAACUGGGGCACGCCUCCGUCUCGAUUGUGUCACACGGAUGGAAGUGGAAUGGCAUGCGGCUGAUAGCCACCGCCUAUCCAGAUGCUUCCUAGAUCAUCGAUACUAUAGUAUACACCACCUCCCCAUCUAGCAAACUCAAUAAAAUUAGUUUAAUUCGUGUCGCAGUGCUACCUCAUCGAAAAAGGCAAAACACUAACCUCCAAACUGAAA
Molecule: messenger RNA, 1300 nt
Organism: Drosophila ficusphila
Lineage: Eukaryota; Metazoa; Arthropoda; Insecta; Diptera; Drosophilidae
Product: poly(U)-specific endoribonuclease homolog
Exons: 5
Coding region: 214-1182 (322 amino acids)
Molecular function (GO): RNA endonuclease activity
Source: RefSeq, a predicted model, not a curated record